AGGCGGGGCAUGACGCAUGUCGGGACUGUAUAAGCAGCAGCUCAAUGUGAAAUCUGUGGAUGUUUCACCACUGAAACUGCGCGAGGACACAGAGCGCGAGAGCCUUUGAUCAACCAGACCUCACAAACACACGCAGCACAACAACUCGGUGAUCAUCAUGGCACUGGAUGGAUGUGGCCUCUUCUGCAAAUACACCCUCGUUAUCUUCAACAUCAUCUUUGCGGUGGUGGGGUUCGUCUUCCUGGGCCUCGGCUUGUGGCUGAGGUUCAGCGACAGCACCCGACCCAUCUUCCAAGUGCAGGAACUCAACUCAAGUGCAUUUGUCAUGAUUGUGACGAUACUGAUAGCUCUGGGCUCAGUGAUGCUGAUUGUCGUGGUGUUCGGAGACUACGGCGCCUGCAACGAGAAGAGAUGUGCUCUGCAAGUGUUUUCGGCCCUUCUGUCCAUUCUAGCGUUAACUGAAGUUAUUGUUGGAGUGCUCGCCUACUCCAACAGGGAUGAGUUUGGCUUGACGAUCGCCGAGUUCUACACCAGUCUGUACGGUCUGUAUGUGACCAGAGGAGGAGACCCAUUCAUUGGUGCCGCUCUCACAUUCUUUCACAACACGCUUCACUGCUGUGGACUGACUGGAGUCAAGAUGGUUGAGGUGGUUCAAAAGACCUGUCCUGACCCAGCAGGGUUCUUUGAGCACUUCAAGAUGGACAGCUGUCCUGUGACCAUCGCAACGGUCUUAGACAGCAAAGCGUCACUGGUGAUGGGCCUCUUUGUUGGAACUGGAGCUCUUCUGUUCAUAGCUCUGAUUUGCAGCACAACUCUGAGCAAGAAGAUCCAUCAGGCCACCUCAUCAUCUCAGUACAUCAUCCUGACUCAAUCCACUCCAAACCUGGCCAAUCCUCAACCACCUCAGGUUGACGGAUUUGUCUCCACCUCCUACCCCUACCCCUACCCCUACCCCAACCAGGACCCGGUCGUCUUCACCCCUCUCUCUGUGGCCAACAUCCCUGUGGCUCAGUCUUAGUGCACUCCUGCUGGUUUUCACUCUCACUUUCAUGCUGCUCUUGAUUUUAUUCCACGACGCACUGUCAUUUAGUUUUUAUCCAUUCUCUUCACAUGCUGAACACGUUCAGCUCUUAGCUGCAUGGUCACUGCAGCGUGUCUUCAGCUCCCUUUAAAAGGAAAAAUCCACCCUAAAAACCUACAGCUCUAUCACAACACCACCAUAUCUACUGGAGCCGUUGUUUUUGGAGUAAAUACAUAUAUUCACACAGAUUUUCGGCCAAAUGCUGAUGUUCCACGACUUUCCAAGCACAGCUACAGUGGGGGAAAUGACCGCAGAAACAUUUUAAUCAGAGAGCAAUUACCUCUUAUUAAGCUAAUCAUUUUUGCACAUAUUUGUAACAACUUCUCCCCCACUAGCUGGAAAGCAAUGUUUGUUUUUGAUUUCCCACCAGUGAAGAAAGCAGCUUUUUUGCAGCCUAAUUUAUUUUAAUAUUUAAAGAAAUACUUCACCCUCAAAAUGACCAUUUGUGUAUCAAUUACCCAUCCCGUGUUUUGUCAAAUUUGUGAAGAGGAUUGGUUUCUUGCAUGCUUCCUGUGAACGAAUAAUCAAAACAUUGUGUCCAAAUAUCCAUUUACAAACUCCGAAAACUCAUGUAGCAUAAUCGAAGUCUCAUUUAUCCAGUCGUAUGCUCAGUGCUCCCCAAACAGACGGAGCUUUCUGACCAGAAACUGCGCUAAAAGUUUAAUUCAUCUAUGCUCUCGUCUCAGCCAGACUCCAUUGACAAAACAGUAAUUUUACACAGCUGAACACAGGAGCUGCUGAUCAACCACCGCAUUGAUCAGUUAGUUUGUUUGUGUUAUUGUGUGACUUUGGUAAAUUUCAACUAACACCAAAUAACACAAACAAACUAACUGAAAGAGGCAGCAGUAGACCAGCAGCUCCUGUGUUCAGUGAUGUACAAAUACAGUUUUUGUCAAUGGACUCUGGCUAUGAAGAGAGCACUUUCAGGUCAGUCCUCUGACAAAAAGAGCUGUCUGCUUGGGAAGUACUGAGCAUAGACUGUAAAAAUGUAGUCUCGCUCACCAGACCUUUCUCAAGAAAAGAAAGGUCUGGCUGGGCCGACUCUCACUUUAAGAUUGGAGGAAAAAAAACGCCCUGGCUGCUUGUAUUUCUUUCAACCAAUCACAAUCGUUCUUGGCGGUGCCACAGCAACGGUGCGCUUGCAAAAAUAUUGCCGGGGGGAAACAGGUUUUGGUGUAACACGCCCACAAAAAUAUCGCCUACAGGACGCGAACCAUGGUUGUGAAAAUGAGAGAGUUUUCAGUUUUUGGAUUCUUCUUUCACAGUGGAGUAAGGUUGCAACAGUGUGAGAACGGUGUGAGAAUUUUUCAGUAUGAGUCUCAGAAAAUAUUGCGGUUUCUAAAUAUCAUAUUACUGUAAUUGAAACCUGACAAAAAAUUUUAAUGUAAUUGUGUGUGAAAAGCCUCCCUUUUCAAAAUAACUAAAGGUGAGAUUCUCAGUCCUCUUGCAUUUUUUCAAUACUGUAGAUAAGCCAAUGUAUACUAUAUGGUAACUGUCAAAUUUCAUACUGCUGUAUACAGUGGAAUUUGUAUACCGCUGCAACCCUAUCAUGCCGGCAUUCAAAUUCAACGUAACAUGAGGUGUUAGUGAAGAUUCUCAGUCAUCCAGGUCAUGGAAAUCAUAAGUGCUGUAUCGUAGGCAGCUGGACUUACCUGAGAUUCUUGAAGACAUUUCGCCUCUCAUCCAAGAGGCUUCUUCAGUUCUAAUGACGCCGCACCAAAGGCGCGAAAUGUCCUCAAGAAACUCAAGCAAGUCCAGUUGCCUAUGAUAUAGGACUUAUAGAUAACAUGAGGUGAUUCAUUGAUAUACAAAUCGUCAUUUGGAGGGCGGCAUGGUAAUGCAGUAGCCUGGAAAUCCAGACCCAAAUCUAGAAAGAUUUAGGGUCUGGCUAUGAGUAAUGCAAAUGGCCCAACUCAAGGGGCGGCACCAAGCAUGCAUUUGAAAAUAUCACUGCACGCAAUUGGAUAACACUACGACCAAUCAGAACAAUACACAGGGUGACGUAUCCAGAGCGCUACCAGCGGAGCUAACUGGUAGAUUAGACUCUUGCCGUAUCCAGUCGGGAAAAAAGCAAAAACGUCCUUCUUGCGUCCGGACUUUGUCGUCACAGCGCUGUCGUCAUCUAUUUAGCUCGCCUCUGGCCCGCCUAUAUCAGAUACACCGAUGUGAUUGGUGCAGCUCGGCUCCAAGGGCAUGGGUAAUGAGCAUCAUUACUGAUCGCCAGAGUGACUCGCUGAGCAAAUUCAAAUUGUGCUCUCACGAGAACUCUGGAUUUCCAGGGUAGUAAUGCAGUGCAAAUAAAUGAAUGAAUGGUCAUUUGGAGGGUGAAGUAUUCCUUAAAUCUGUAUAUCUACAGUUAAAGAAUUCAUAUUCAGGGUUGGAUUUUUCCUUCAACUUGUUCCUCAUUAACCAUUUUGCCUUUUUAGUUCCACACGAGUUUCUUUGUGUAGCUGCAUGCAAAUUGGUAGCGUGGGCUGGUAUCUGUCUCACACUAACUCAUCCUGUGGCUGGUUUGAUCUUGGAGGUGAUGAAGGAGCAGAAAGCACGUUGGUCACCACACCGCUCUUUGUUGCAUCUCUGCACUUUACUUCCCCUCCUCCCUCUGUGUCUGCACGACAGAUUGUUGCCCUGGUCUGCGCCAGUAUCCUCCUGAAACAGACCAAGAGAGAGCAGCGGGAGACGACUGCGUACUAUUCCGCCGUGUACUAACAAGAGAACCCGGGUUUCAACCCUUAACCUCCCCCGACUCAUCAACGGAGACCAUUGCUGGAACUCAAGCUCAACCAGCGAAUAAAUGUGUACGGAUUUCUCUCUCUAUGUGAGCUACUGAUCACACCGACUUUAGAGCUGAGCUAGACUUUUAUAUUGCAUCCCAAAACAUCACACUGAUUAUAAUUUCAUUCAUUGUGAGCAGGAAAAAUACCUGCUUUGUUCAGAGCUGCUGACAACCAUCAAUAUUUGAGUUUAUAUUUUUAAAUAACCACGCAGUAACUCUUGGUGAAAUGGAUGUUGCUUAUAAUUAGCUAUCAUUCAUCGAGCUGGAAACUGUCACCGCUCGACAGCAGGCGCGUCGCAGCCUGACAGGCCUCUACAUCAUUGCAUACGAUAAGUAAUCUGAAGAUGAAAACACAUCCGUUUGAUACCAAACUCAUCAGGAUGAGUGUGAGAGACUUUUUGUUUAAACUUCUACACGUCUGUUACACAUUUCAGCGGUUCUGUUAAUAAGCACCAUAAUGACACUGCUGCUGUGUCGUGCCUUUGUCUGUUGAGUUAAAGACUCACUGAGCCAUCAGCAAAUAUCUCUGUUUGUGUUAGAAAUGUGUGUAUAAAUGCACAAGGGAUCAUUUUAUUUCAAAUCUACUUCAAGUGUUCAUUUCAGGCUACGUUAAACGAUACGUUUUACCACUUGAAACAGUAACAUCAUCACACCAGCUAUUUAGGAUGUCAGGACAGUUAGCUUCACUUUCUUGCCAUUUCUCUUUCAUUCUUUAGGAGGUGUAAUGAUAUAUUAGUACAAGUAAUUUAUCUGUUACUGUAACUUUGCAUUCCUUUUUAUUUUUUUAUUCAUGAUUAUACGUCCAGAGGACAUUCUUGGGUGUGACAGAAAUAUUCUGCAGGCUCUCCACAGGCAGCAGGUACUGUUUAAAGCUGUUAAACUGACUGUACAAACAUUGCCAAGCGGCAUGCUUCAGAGCUGUGACUCAUUAAAGUGCUGCCUUCCUGUUAAUGCUGGUUUGACACAAAAGGGAAACACAUUGCCAUUAACGAUCAUUUCUGUUAAACGUUUUCAUUCCCUCAUGUUCCUGCCAAAAGCUUGUGACCAAAUAGUUGUACGAUAAAUCCUCUGUUUAGAGAGGAUUGCUUGUUUUCUUUCUCUGUACCUUGUAGUACUAACUGUUGCAUUGCACUGUUUUGUUUUUAAAUAAAUAUUUUAUGGUGGGUUUCUCCCUGUUCUUCACAGA
Molecule: messenger RNA, 5043 nt
Organism: Epinephelus moara (kelp grouper)
Lineage: Eukaryota; Metazoa; Chordata; Actinopteri; Perciformes; Serranidae
Exons: 9
Coding region: 158-1018 (286 amino acids)
Cellular component (GO): membrane
Source: RefSeq, a predicted model, not a curated record